AUGACGCGGCGGGAGACGCCCCCGCGCGGGCCUCCGUCGGGUUUGUGUCUGGCGGUCUUGUUCCUGGCACUCAACGUCGGGUUAUACAUCAUUGGCAAGCAAGCUAACGGAGUACUGGCUGAUAGAACCAACAAGAACAAGAGUGAUAAGAUUGAUCUGAUCAAAAAGUCAAGUCAAACUAAAAAAGGGAGUGGCGUCAAAUCUAAUAAACCUGAAAUUUUAUCAAACAUUCUGAUAAAACCUGGCAGUAACUAUCCUGCUGAUCUUGCUCAUCACUUCUAUGAAACCAAUCAGCGCCUGUCCCAUACCUUAACAUCAGAUAUUGAAUUGCAUGACAUUUAG
Molecule: messenger RNA, 342 nt
Organism: Diatraea saccharalis (sugarcane borer)
Lineage: Eukaryota; Metazoa; Arthropoda; Insecta; Lepidoptera; Crambidae
Source: the annotation of a GenBank genome assembly